Messenger RNA from Bursaphelenchus okinawaensis, 729 nucleotides. The record is from the annotation of a GenBank genome assembly. Lineage: Eukaryota; Metazoa; Nematoda; Chromadorea; Rhabditida; Aphelenchoididae.
AUGCGAUUUGUAAGUAUUUCUACGUUUGAUUACUCAACAACUAGUUAGCUGUUCUUGUUAGGUGUAUUUGUUUAUGUAUUUAUAUUCAGGUAUGGCAAAAAGUUUUCAAUAAUUUGGAAGGCAUCGACAACUUAGCUGCUAUGGCAGCAAUCUACAAAAACUUUUACAAAUGGAUCAACAGGGACUUUAAAGAAAUGUGUUACCAAGAGGGAAUCUACAGAUUCAAAGGAGAAUAUUGGGCUACGGCCUUUAGUUUGUACGUUCUAUUACUGUAUUUGAAUUUUAGGUAAAAAUUUGCGUAUAAGAAGUGGUUUACAAUACUAUGUAGAUGAAAUUGGAGCGUAAACUCCAAUGCGUUUAGGGUAGCCAUUUUCCUGCAAAUUCGUAUAUGUUACGAUAAGGGUAUAUUUGCAACAAUUGAUUUUUUUCAUUUGUGCAGUAGGGGUGAGAAACGAGCGGGUCUUGAGCUUUAUAACGACGGAAAAACCAAAAUUGGCGUGCGAGGGCCGCAGGGCCGGGCCAAUUAGUUUGAAUAUUAUAAAAUGUAUUAAAAUUGGCACAUUAAAAAUAAAAUAGUUUUAUUUUUUUCUAGUACAAUUAAUUCUUUUUCGUUUUAGGACGAGUUACCGCGCAUUUGAUUUGAUUGGCUAUAGCGUUAUCAACUGUCCCAAUAGUGGAAAGAUUGUGUUUUUUCUUACACCCACACCAUGCCAUUAUUUCUCAUAUUGA